AUGUCGCAAUCCUCGUCUCAAAGUCCCGACAGCUGGAUAGGUACAUUCUGCAGCCUGGUCGGCCACGAAUAUUUUGCGGAAGUCAGUGAGGACUUUAUCGAAGAUGAUUUCAACCUGACGGGGUUACAAGCCCAAGUACCGAUGUACAAGGAUGCUUUGGAAAUGAUUCUCGAUGUUGAGCCGUCAGAUACGAAUUCCUCGGCUUUGUCGGAAGAAGAGGAGGAAGAGGAGGAAGAGGAAGAUGACGGCAUCUUGGGAGAUGAGUUGGACGACCCUCCCGCCAACCAAAAUGGGGCCACGAGACGACAAUCCGGUGUUUCUGCGGGGGGGAGACGGCACGGCCGUACUUCCUCUGAUGCCUCUGUCAUCGAGUCGUCUGCCGAACUCCUUUACGGACUGAUUCAUGCUCGAUAUAUCACUUCCCGACCCGGGAUUCAGCAAAUGAUGGAAAAGUAUGAAUUGUCCCACUUUGGUUUCUGUCCGAGGGUGUAUUGCGCCGGAGCCAAGGUCUUGCCAGUGGGGCUGACGGAUACUCCUGGUCAGCAAACCGUCAAACUCUUCUGUCCCAGCUGUCUGGAUGUUUACACACCUCCCAAUUCUCGAUUUCAGGCCGUCGACGGCGCAUUUUUCGGCACGACAUUUCCAUGUUUGUUCUUUAUGUCCUAUCCCGACCUCGACAUUGCUCCAUUGAAGAGGCGAGCUCCCCGGGACUCAACCAACCAAGGAAUCGAUGAUGUCGAAAGCACCCUGAGCCCCAAUGAGGCGAACACUUCGCGUGGUGGUAUGACUGUGAGCAGGAGCUCCAGCCUCACAUUACCGCAAGCUCCUGUUGUUCCGGGCGUAACACAAACCAAGGAUGAGAAGGCAUCUGGAACCGCCACGUCCCUUACUACAUUACCGCCGCAGCCGGCGACGAUCAAUGGAAUCGCAACGCACAACCUCGCACCAGGCCUGGGCAAAGGUAAAAUCUACGAACCCAAAAUCUACGGCUUCAGAGUUUCAGAGCGAGCCAAAAGUGGGCCGAGAAUGAAGUGGCUUCGAUCCAAGCCCCUUGACAUCAACGAACUCGAUGAGGCCAGGAUAUAUCAUGAAAGAUAUGGUGGGACCGUCGACGGUGACGAAGACCCCUCGAUCAGACCUGAGGAGAAUGAAGACGUGGAAGAAGGCGUAGACCCUGACGGUGAUGCUCUCAUGGCUAGUCAGAGUCAAGGUCAGAAUAACAACAGGGGCAAAUCGAAACGAGAGCCUGAUGCCGAUGGAGAAGCAUUGAUGCCCGGAAUCAAGGCGUGGAGAUUCCAGGACAGCAGCAUGAAGGUGGAAAUUGGAUAUGAUGCGACACGAUUGAGACGAGACGAUGAGGUAGAAUGA
Messenger RNA from Rhinocladiella mackenziei CBS 650.93, 1368 nucleotides. RefSeq lists its product as uncharacterized. Gene Ontology annotation, cellular component: cytoplasm; protein kinase CK2 complex. The record is from RefSeq and is a predicted model, not a curated record. The transcript has 2 exons. Lineage: Eukaryota; Fungi; Ascomycota; Eurotiomycetes; Chaetothyriales; Herpotrichiellaceae. The coding region runs from base 1 to 1368 and encodes 455 amino acids. Gene Ontology annotation, molecular function: protein kinase regulator activity.